This is a messenger RNA of Rubroshorea leprosula, 1373 nucleotides long. NCBI's taxonomy places the organism in Eukaryota, Viridiplantae, Streptophyta, Magnoliopsida, Malvales, Dipterocarpaceae. The record is from the annotation of a GenBank genome assembly.
UUCUUCUCCUCCUCUGCCGACCGAAGCCCCCCAAGCCACCGACUUUCUUCCCCCUUGAAAAACCCGGUGAGAUCUUGAUGAAUUUCUCUUCCUUUCUUGUUAAAUCACAAGAUUUGGGGCUUAGAAUCUUCCCUCUCAACCCAGAAAAUUCCGGUUCUGCUCUGCUCUUCUUCCUUGUCCGCCGGCUGCUGUGGGUUUGAAUUUCUGGGCAUUUUUCGGUUUCCGUGAGUUUCCCGCAGCUUGCCGCCGGCUUCUUCUUCCCCUGCUAGCUCCGGUUCUUGCUGGAAAAUUCUGGUAUGAUGGCCACUUCUUUAAGCCCUAAAUUAGCCAUUUAAUUGCUGCUUUGUGUGUGUCCGAAUUGUGCCGGAAAUGGGGAGGAAUUCCGGUAGUAUUUUAAAUGUGUUUUAAGCUUGAUUAUGUAGAAUUUAGCUUGAAUUAGCUGCUGUGAUGUUUUGUGUGAGAAAUCCCGGGUGUGAGUGUGGUUUUUGCCGAGCCAUUUUCUCCAUUUUUCUAUUCCGGGAGUUGGUAGCUUAAGUGGGUUUUUGUUUAAUUUAAGUGGAAAUUAGCUUGAAUUGGGUUGUUGUGAUUUUGGAGUGAAAUCCCGUGCAUUAGCUAUGUUUUGCCAAUUUUUGGAAGUUGAAGUUACUGUUCACGUGAUUGAUGAAUUGUGAUUUUUCUGUUAACUUCUGCCUGUUUUGUCUCCGAUGUAGUCAUGUUUCUGUAACCCUGCUAGUGGGGGUUAAACGCUAGCACAUGUCGGCACAUGUCAAUAUGUUAGUGAUAGAACCGGUUCAUUCAAGUGACCCUGCUAGUGGGGAUUAUACACCAGCAAAUAGUGACCCUGCUAGUGGGGGUUAUACACCAGCAAAUAGUGACCCUGCUAGUGGGGAUUAUAUACUAGUAAAUCGUGUGCCUGUCAAUGGGAGGUUUAUAAUAUUGGCCGUGACCUAUAGAGGAGACGUCUAUUUCAUUCUCGUACUUGUAUCCGUUUUUCUGAUUACACUUGUUGGCAUGCUAUACGUUUAAUUAAGGGCAAUCCAUAUUUUACUUACUGAGUUAUCUUAUAGUUUUCCUUUUCUACAAUUUCAGGAAGUGAAACCGAGGACGGAGAAACCACGAGAAGUGACGAGUUAAAAAGCUAGCCAUUUCGCGAUUGAUAUAGAUUUUAGAAAUAAAUCAUGAUCUUGUAAGCUAUAGUGUAUUUGGAGAUUUUAUGAUAUUAGAGAAUUUUUAAAGAUUUGAUCUUCAGAUUUUAAUGGUAUCAAAUCGUGGUAUAAUAAGUUCCGAGCCUUGUGCAUUUGUGGGAUCCUUUCACGAGUGCACGGUGUCUGUCGCGUCUCGAAUUCGGGUUUUGGGGCGUGACAUUAAUUCUA